Molecule: messenger RNA, 2130 nt
Organism: Apodemus sylvaticus (European woodmouse)
Lineage: Eukaryota; Metazoa; Chordata; Mammalia; Rodentia; Muridae
Gene: Gpa33
Product: glycoprotein A33
Exons: 7
Coding region: 1-924 (307 amino acids)
Cellular component (GO): plasma membrane
Source: RefSeq, a predicted model, not a curated record
AUGACAGUCUGGGUGGCCGCUGAAGCUCUUACUGUGGAAACUACAGAGAAUGUUCUUCGGGCUGCUCGAGGAAGGAGUGUCACCCUCCCCUGCACCUACAGCACCUCUGUUUCAGACCGAGAGGGAUUCAUUCAGUGGGAUAAACUUCUCAGAAGUGAAACGGAAAGAGUGGUCACCUGGAAUUUUGUGACGAAGAAAUACAUCUAUGGGAACCGUUAUGAGAACCGCGUGAGAGUGUCUAACGAUGCUGAGCUGUCAAACGCCUCUGUCACCAUCGACCAGCUGACCAUGGACGACAACGGCACCUACGAGUGCUCCGUGUCACUGAUGUCAGACCAAGAUAUCACCGCCAGGUCUCGAGUCCGCCUCUUGGUCCUCGUACCACCCUCGAAGCCAGACUGCGCCAUCGAAGGGGAGACAGUGAUUGGGAACAAUAUUCAGCUGACAUGCCGGUCUGCAGAGGGCUCCCCGAGUCCGCAGUACAGCUGGACGAGUUACAAUGCCCAGAACCAGCAGCGACCGCUCACCCAACCAGUCUCAGGCGAGCCCUUGCUUCUGAAGAACAUCUCCACAGAGACAGCGGGUUACUACAUCUGCACCUCCAGCAACGAAGUGGGGACAGAGUUCUGCAACAUCACUGUGGCACCCAGACCUCCCUCCAUGAACAUUGCACUGUAUGCGGGCAUCGCGGGGGGUGUCUUUGCGGCCCUCAUCAUCAUCAUCGUCAUCGUUUACUGCUGUUGCUGCCGGGAAAAGGACGACAAAGCUCAGGCCGUGGAGGACGCGCAGCUGAACCGAGCAGCUUACCAAGAGCCUAAAAAGCGGCAGAUAGAAGUUUCCAGAGAGCGGGAAGAUGAGGAUGACCGCAGGCAUGAGGAUCAGAGGAGCUCGGGGCGGAGCACUCCGGAUCAGCCUUUCCAGUGAAGGGGCUUCUGCCCAGCAGGAGAGGAGGGGGGCUCGGGCCCAGGCUCCUGCUCUGACCACCUCUCUCCCAAGCCCCAUAGUCCCGCCCCUCCCCCAGGCAUCAGUGGAGUACUUCUGUGCAUCUGCCUCUGGAGAGCAUCACUGGCCUGGCUACUGAGGUCCUACUGAUGACCACUGAAAAGAUCUUCUUUAUUGCUCCAUGUGCUCAGGGCCUGGCCUUCUCCCUAGGCCAGACAGCAGCCUCUACCUCCCUUACGGCUGGCAGGGGCUCCUAGAAGCUCAGCACGGUCCGAUCCGGGGCUGCUUCUGGUCAGCGCUGCCCAUACAGGCAAGCGCCAGCUUCGGAAGGUGGGAGCCCUGCCCCGCCCAACCAUGCCCAGCACUCAGGGGAGAACCAGUGAUGAGCUUGCACUCAGUAUUUCGUGGAAUGAAGGGAAAAAAUCAACGAUAAGAUGUAGUCUCUGUGAUUCACCGAGCUUAAUUGUGCCCUCCAUGCUGGGGGGACCACGGUGGCCCUCAGCUUCCUCUCCUACCACAGCGCUUCUGUUCCUAGACACACGCCUUCUUAGGACGUCCCCAAACACGGUUCCAUCUCUGCCUGUCCUUAGACCCUCCCCGCCCCCCAGUCUUGGACCCCACUAAAUUUCUCUUAAUCCUGUCGUGACUGCUAACACGAAGGGAGACCGUGAAGUCACUUUGUCUCGCGCCUAGACCUGGGCUGCAUGCAAGGCCACCAGAGCUAUACUUCCUGCUGCGCUAGAAUAGGUACCCUGGGGCAGGGUCUGGAUCUUGGAGUCUCCCAGCUGCAACUGGGGACUUGCUGUCAUGGCCAGGGCUUUGCCUCCUUGGAUGUGACUUGGGACACCUGGCGACUCCACCCUAGCCCGGUGUUAGGCUGGUUAGGUGGGCGGACUGAUUUGAAAUGGGCAUGAACACAAGCUUUCUUGCCUCCUACCUCUGCCCAGCAUCACCCUCUGAGCGCCAGCUGCCCUGCCCACAGCCCUCUCGCUCUCUGAGCGCCAGCUGCCCUGCCCACAGCCUCUCUUUCCGCUACUGUCCCCGACUCAGGCCAGCUGGGCUGUUCCAAGUGUGUUUUUAACUACUGGAUAAACUUUUCGGGAUCACCAGAAGAGCAACCGUAUCAAUCCCUUUCCCCAUUCUUAUUUUAUGUACACACAUAUUUUUUUAUAUACUUUGCUGAACUCU